GCAAGAAUUGUUCAUAUGUCGUGUAAGCAUUUCAUCACCACAGCUGACUAUUUACUAAUCCUACUGACUGGACACUCCCACAAAGGUGUGUGUAUAAAAAGAGCAAUCAAUGGUGACUACUUUUAUCAAAAGAACAGUUCAUCAAAGGAACAUUUUGGUCUCAUUAACAGGAUUCUGCUGCUUUCCAGAGUCAAAAUGGUGAAUUAUGAAGUGACUGUAUCCACUGGCAAUCUUGUCGGUGCCACCACUUUAAACAACGUCUUCAUUAAGCUGGUAGGAACAGAUGGGGAGAGCAAACGCAAGUGGCUCAUGGGGCUCAAAGGAGCUUCAUCCUUCACCAUUGGAGCAGUGUCUAGUUUUACCGUGUCCUGCCCUGGCUCCAUUGGAAAGCUGGUCCUGAUAGAGCUGGACAAACAGUGUCUCCCACUGUUCCCUGAAGACUCCUGGUUCCCCACCAAGGUGGAAGUGAAAUCUCCUGAAGGAGAUACCUACAACUUUCCCAUCUACCGCUGGAUCACUGACAGUGAGGUGUACCGCUUCCGAGAAGGAACAGCUCUGACAGUCUUCGAAGACAACCAUCAUCUUGGCAGGUACAGUCGGCAGAAGGAACUGGAUCAACGAGAGAAGGACUAUCGCUGGCAUGUGUAUGUAGAGGGAAUACCCCACUGCAUCAAGGCAGAGAACCCUCUUUCUUUGCCUUGUGAAGUCCGCUUCUCCUUUACUAAGACCACAGAGUUUCUCUAUACUGCAUCCACCGGGCUGACUGAACUGCAACUUAAGGGUCUGGCUAAUUGCAAGGAGAAGUGGACAGAUAUUGAUGCUAUCAAUCGGGUGUUCUGCUGCAAACGGACUGAUAUAUCAGACUAUGUCCAGGAACAUUGGAAGGAGGACGCUUUUUUUGGCUACCAGUAUCUAAAUGGUGUCAACCCCAUCUUGAUCCGACGUUGUUCAGCUCUGCCCGAUAACUUUCCUGUCACUGACGACAUGGUCUUCCUCCGUGGACAGUGUAACUUGACAAAUGAAAUGAAGAAAGGCAACAUAUUCCUGUGUGACUACAAGCGUUUGGAUGGAGUGAAAGCAAACACCAUCAAUGGGAAGAAGCAGUACUUGAUGGCUCCACUCGUCCUGCUCCACAAAACACCUGAUGAUAAACUGAUGCCAAUUGCUAUCCAGCUGAAGCAGACUCCAUCAGAUGACAACCCCAUCUUCUUUCCUACCGAUUCUGAGUACGACUGGUUGAUGGCCAAGAUUUUUGUGAGAAGUGCAGAUUUCAGUGAGCAUCAACUCAAUGUUCACCUGCUGCGCACUCAUCUGCUGGCUGAAGUGUUUGCAGUGUCACUGCUGCGUAAUGUGCCAAUGGUGCAUCCACUGUACAAGCUCCUCAUACCUCACACUCGCUACACUCUGCAGAUCAACCACUUAGCUCGACUUGUUUUAAUAUCUGAGACUGGAGUUUUUACAAAGUUUGCAGCUUCUGGUGGAGAGGGUAUGAUGACAAUCCUGAAGAGAUCACUGUCCUCAAUGACCUACGGCUCCCUCUGCAUACCAGACGACAUUGCUGAGCGUGGUGUGGAGGCUGUGCCGAACUUCUACUACAGGGAUGAUGGACUCAAGCUUUGGGAUAUCAUCCAAAGGUUUGUGCAGGGAGUGCUCAGCUUCUACUACAAGAACGACGCUGAGGUCCAGAAAGACUCCGAAUUGCAGAAGUGGAUUUCAGACAUUUUUGAACAUGGAUUUCUUUCCCAAGCAUGCACAGGAAUUCCACAGAGCUUUACCACCGUGGCUGAGUUGGUCAAGUUCGUCACCAUGGUGAUCUUCACUUGCUCAGGACAGCACUCAGCUGUGAAUUCUGGACAGUAUGACUAUGGUGGCUGGAUGCCCAACACUCCCAUCUCUCUGCAACUUCCUCCACCAACCACAAAGGGAGAAACAAGCGAGGCCACGAUGCUGCAGACAUUCCCUGACGUCAACACAACAGUUCAGGGAAUGUCCACCAUGUGGCUACUCAGCAAGCAGUCGUCUGACUUCGUCCCUCUUGGCCAAUACCUAGAGGACCAUUUCAGUGAGAAGAUUCCCAGCAAGCUGAUAAAGGAUUUUCAAGGGGAGCUUGAAGUGUUAAGUUCGGUCAUCAACGUCAGAAACAAGAGGCUGGAGGUCCCAUACACAUACAUGGAUCCAAAAAAGCUAGAAAACAGCGUGGCCAUUUAAAUAUCAGAAGGUGUGACCUCCUCAGCUGUUGGCCAAAUUCAGCUUCAUAUUAAAGGUACUCUAAGCAAUGUCACACGCAUUUUUAGGCACAACAUUUUUUGUCACAUACAGCAAACCUCUCCUCACUAUCCGCGAGCUGCCGAUACCCUGAACACACUGUAAAAAAAAAAACACGGUCUCUGUAAACAGCCCAGGGUCCACAAAAACAUAACAAACCGUUUUCCAGCGUUCAGCCAAUAACCGACAAGAAGGAUUUGGGGUGGAGGUUGGGUGGGUUAGUUUGCUAGUUUUAAAUCAUACGCAUCCUAAAUCUUCUUAGUUUAUCAAUGAAAAAUUUUAAUUUACAAAUGAAAAAUAAAAAAUGUGAAGCUGCUGCAUUGAGAAGCUUCUUAUAAACACAUGUAUCUUUCAGAAACAAAAUGUGUCAAUUUGCACUUGUCUGCCCUCAUUGGACUAUUGUUUUAUUAUUUUCCGUCUCAACACAAGAAUGUUGUAUUUUUUCUGGGCUGCUCUACAGCAGUGUGUGUUGUGUAGUAGUCUUUCACUGAUAACUGAGCUACAGCUUGUUCUGUAUGUGAGAUUGUUCUGUGCCAGUUAAUCUACAGAACAAAAUAUAAAUUAUUUUGAGAAAACAAUGAAUGUUUUAUUUAUUUAUUUUUAUAUAUAUAUAUAUAUAUAUAUAUAUAUAACUAGUAUUAGCUUUGUUUACUGUAGUUGUUUUCAUUUUUUAACAUUUUACUGAUGACGAAACUUUGAAUCAAGCUUUUUUCAGUGAACCCUUUUUGCUAGAGAAAUUAAAACAAAAGUGGUGAAUAUAAAAUGAUGUGGCUGAUUUGUGAUGUAAUAAUCACAGCAAAGCCCUAAUUGCACAGUGCUACACAAAUUUGUUUAUUGUUCACAAUGAUUAAAAAUUUAACUUCUUAAUAA
Perca fluviatilis (European perch) is the source of this 3135-nucleotide messenger RNA. Its product is annotated as polyunsaturated fatty acid lipoxygenase ALOX15B-like. The record is from RefSeq and is a predicted model, not a curated record. The transcript has 15 exons. Gene Ontology annotation, biological process: linoleic acid metabolic process; lipid oxidation. The coding region runs from base 16 to 2208 and encodes 730 amino acids. Gene Ontology annotation, molecular function: oxidoreductase activity, acting on single donors with incorporation of molecular oxygen, incorporation of two atoms of oxygen; protein binding; iron ion binding. NCBI's taxonomy places the organism in Eukaryota, Metazoa, Chordata, Actinopteri, Perciformes, Percidae.